This is a messenger RNA of Scutellospora calospora, 1188 nucleotides long. The record is from the annotation of a GenBank genome assembly. Lineage: Eukaryota; Fungi; Glomeromycota; Glomeromycetes; Diversisporales; Gigasporaceae.
AUGGUUCAACUUAUAAGUAAAAAAGAAGAUAAAAGUAUAAAAUUUUCAAAAAAACAUUGGAAGCAUGAUGACCUUCAUGUAAUUUCAUUUACAAAGGCUGGUUUAAGAGGAGAUAAUCAAGAUGGAAUGUCUAUUGAAUUUGGAUUGGAUGAUGAAUUAAAAGGAUAUUACUUAUUUGGAGUGUAUGAUGGUCAUGGAGAACAAGGAGAUAAAAUUUCGGAAGAUUGUGUUAAACGCUUGCCAGAAUAUAUUGCCAAACGUUUAUGUGAAUUAUUACCAAUAAUUGAAGAUGAUAAGAAGAUAAAAAAUGCCAUAAAAAUGGGAUUUGAUGAUACUGAAAAUUAUUUCAAAACACUUGACGUUAAAGGGACAAAAGGAAAUAAAGUUCGAAUGUCUGGUACAACGGCACUAACGGUUAUGAUGACACCUAAAAAGAAUUUAUAUAUUGCAUUUGCUGGAGACUCUUCUGUGUUUAUCGUGUCAUCAAAUAAAUCAGAAAAGAUUAAUAUAGAGCAUAAUUGUCACAAUAAAAAUGAACUGUUAAGACUUAGAGCCCAUAGAAAACAAGGUUUUAUGUAUACUAUAAAAGCACGUUCAGUAAAAGAUAAUUUAUCUAAUGAAAUACAAUACACGCGUUCACUAAGUGAUUUUUAUAUUAAAAGCUUUUUUUCUGAAGGACUAAUAGCUGAACCUGAGAUCAUUGACAAAGUUUAUUCUACAUCCAGUCUUGAUUUACUUGUGCUGGCUUCUGAUGGUAUCACGGAUCGUUUUAAAAUAUUUAAAAAACAUCCUACAGAGAUUUAUUUAAGCUUUCUAAAAAAAUAUAAAGGGGAUUCAGAUCGAUUUAUUAAAGCCUGUAAUGAAAUGAUUAAAUUGUGUGAUUAUAUAACCGAAAAACGAAUUUGUAUAGAUGAUAUGUCUAUUAUAAUUAUUAUAAUUUUGAAUGGAAAAUCUGAGGAUGAAUGGUAUAGUACUGUUACGAAAAAUGUUGAGAAUUUUGAAGAUUGGAAAGAUUGGAUUAAUACAUGUAGUGAAGAAGAUUUAUCAGAAAUUGAUGAUUUAGAUAUUUACAACAAAAAUUCUAAUGAAGUUGAUGAUUUUUUAAUUUCAGUACCAACAAUACCGACUGAAUAUUAUGAUGAAGAAUCUGCAAUGAAUUUUACUAUUUCUGAUGAUGAUUUUGAUUGA